Molecule: messenger RNA, 1161 nt
Organism: Penicillium samsonianum
Lineage: Eukaryota; Fungi; Ascomycota; Eurotiomycetes; Eurotiales; Aspergillaceae
Product: Aryl-alcohol dehydrogenase (AAD)
Exons: 1
Coding region: 1-1161 (386 amino acids)
Source: RefSeq, a predicted model, not a curated record
AUGAACGAAAUCUUCAAAGCUGCCCCAGAGCCGGCCACCCCUCUGGGCCGGUACCGGGUCCUCUCCUCAACAGCAGGAGUCCGCGUCUCCCCCCUCCAGCUCGGCGCAAUGUCCAUCGGCGACGCCUGGAGUGGAUUCAUGGGCAGCAUGAGCAAAGAGCAAUCCUUUGCACUGCUCGACGCCUUCGUCGCCGCCGGCGGCAACUUUAUCGACACAGCAAACAACUACCAGAACGAGCAAUCCGAGGCCUGGCUCGGCGAAUGGAUGGCCGCACGUAACAACCGUGACCAGAUCGUGCUAGCCACCAAGUUUACAACCGACUACCGGACCUACGCAGUCGGGAAGGGCAACGCCCCCAACGCCUGCGGGAACCACAAGCGCAGCAUGAUCCUUAGCGUCCGCGACUCUCUCCGCAAACUCCAAACCGACUUCAUCGACGUCCUCUACCUCCACUGGUGGGACCACACCACCUCCAUCGAGGAAAUCAUGGACUCCCUCCACAUCCUCGUCGAGCAGGGAAAGGUCAUGUACCUCGGGAUCUCGGAUUCGCCCGCGUGGGUCGUUUCCGCGGCGAACACGUAUGCGCGCGCACACGGCAAAACGCCUUUCUCCAUCUACCAGGGACGGUGGAACGUGAUGCGUCGCGACUUCGAGCGCGAUAUCCUGCCUAUGGCGCGGCAUUUCGGGAUGGCGCUUGCGCCGUGGGAUGUGCUUGGUAGUGGCCAUUUCCAGACUGCUAAGCAGCUCGAGGAGCGGAAGAAGACGGGUGAGGGUCUGCGCAGUAUGAUGGGUGGUGAGCAGACGGAAGAGGAGAGGCGUAUCACUGAGGCGUUGGCCACUGUUGCUGCUGAGCAUGGGAUUGAGUCGGUUACUACUAUUGCGUUGGCUUAUGUGCUCUGCAAGGCGCCGAAUGUGUUCCCGCUUGUUGGAGGCCGCAAGAUUGAGCAUCUGCAUGAUAAUAUCCAAGCUUUGUCGAUUCGGCUUACGGAUAAGCAGAUCGAGUUUUUGGAGGCCGCGGCUACUUUUGACAUUGGGUUCCCCGGUAACUUCAUUGGGAUUGAUCCCGGUGUCAGUGGCAAGGCGGCCUUGCUGAUGGGCACGGCUGGUCAUAUCGAUUUUGUACAGGCACCUCGGGCUAUUGGGUAUGAGCCUGGUAAUUAG